Molecule: messenger RNA, 3453 nt
Organism: Ruditapes philippinarum (Manila clam)
Lineage: Eukaryota; Metazoa; Mollusca; Bivalvia; Venerida; Veneridae
Product: toll-like receptor 4
Exons: 2
Coding region: 108-2684 (858 amino acids)
Biological process (GO): immune response; toll-like receptor signaling pathway
Cellular component (GO): membrane
Molecular function (GO): protein binding; transmembrane signaling receptor activity
Source: RefSeq, a predicted model, not a curated record
AAUUGUCAACUAUAACUCAAAGGUUAAACUGGUUUGUCAGCUAUGGUAAUCAUUGUGAGAAAGUCAUUAAGUGAUGAGGAAAUAACUAGAUAUUACACACUGUAGAUAUGAAGAACACUGCGCGUGUAUUCGGCACCUUUUUGGUCACUGCUAUCAUAUUUGUACAGGCAAUCAACGAAUGUACAAUUGAUGAUUAUAAAACCUCAAAAAAGAACUAUAAAAUGAAUUGUAGAAAUUUGAAUUUGACUGAGGUUCCAAGAUUCUACCCAAAAUUAGAUAGGCCUAUACAUGAAAAAGUUUGUAUGCUUGAUUUGAGUUUAAAUUCAUUUUCUCUCCUCAAAAAUGGCACGUUUCUACAUAUGAUUAAUUUGAGAAUUUCAACGAUUCGAGAGCUCAAUUUAAGUUACUCGAACAUUCGGUACAUAUCAACGGAAGCAUUUCAAGGUUUGAAAAAUUUACAAUACCUAAAUCUAUCAGGAAACUCUCUUUCGUACCCGAAUGGAUUUGGUAAAGGUGUUUUUAAAUUUUUGAACAAACUUAGAUUGCUAAAUAUCAAAGAUAACAAAUUUGUUACAUACGAUGGCUUUGGUAGAGAGAUGGAAUAUUUACAAAAUUUAAAAGGAUUUUAUGCUGAACUUUGCCUCAACUGCACAUUUGGUAAAGAAUUUGAAAAACUUAAGAAUUUGAAAAAAAUGAGUUUAUCUGGCAGCUCAACUGGUGCAUGCAAUGCUUCAAAACUUCACAACUACACCUUUGAAGGUCUAACUAGGCUGAAGGUGCUCUGGCUGUCAUCAUGUAAUAUUACUACAAUAGAACCAGAUGCAUUCAAGCCAAUGAACAAAAGUUUAACCCACCUUGAUUUAUCUUACAACGAGAACCUUCGUUUUCUUGGAAUGAACAAAGGUUUACAUGGAUUACGUUUCUCGCCAACUUUAUCGAUUUUAAAUAUUAACCGAAUUCAUAACAUGUACCAACAGUGCGUGAAGUUAAAGGUGUCUCACCUGCAGAACCUUAUAACGCUGAGAAAUUUGACGAAACUUUUCAUGGAUCUUAAUAACAUAGAAACCAUUGCUAAAAAAGUGUUUUAUCCUGCAAGUAUAUUUCCUUCGUCACUCCGGGUUCUAGCAAUUGCAGGGAAUAGAAUUUCUUUUGACAACCAUAUCAGUUUUAUUCACACCGCUACCAGUAUCACAUGCCUAGACAUAUCAAGACAACAUCUAUCUUACGAUCCUUUUAUAGGCAAAAACUCUGAAAUGCAGGUACUAGAUAAAAAAUCAGGUAUUGCAGACGAUAUUUGUUUUACAAAAUUGAAAAGUGUUCAACCUUAUCCACAUGACAAAAGUUGCUCUAUUAAUUUGCCUCCUAAUUUACGUCGUUUAAACUGGAAAAAGAGUUUCCUUAAUUUCUAUUUCGACGUUGAUAUUUUUAUAUGUGGAGCAAAAAAACUUCAAUUUUUAGAUCUUUCAUUCAAUCUCUUCACUGAAUGGAGAAGUUCGAUAAAAGGUCUGGAAAAUCUUAAACAACUAGACCUUUCGAAAAAUGACUGCGGUGAGAUAUCUCCAAAUUUUUUUGACCAUUUUACAGACUUACAAAAAUUGAAUUUAGAAGGAAAUAGGCUAGGAAUCUCGUUGGGGCAGCCAUUAUCAAAUCGGACUAAUCGAAUAUUCAAAAGUUUGAAACAGUUAUCAUAUCUUGAUUUGUCACAUAACAGAAUUGACUGUUUUGCUGAUCCUGACAUAUUCAAAGAGCUAACCAAUAUUCAGCAUUUAUAUUUGCAUUCGAACCGUUUGAGUGAUUGGAACUUUGAUCUACCGGAAAGCCAAUUUCUCAGACUCAUAGAUUUAUCGCAAAAUAAACUUUCACAUUUUUCUAAACAAAUGAAAAAUCAGCUUAAUAAAGUAUGCGAAGAGGGUACUUGCAAUAUAACUAUGGUAUUGUUAAACAAUUCCUUUGAAUGUGACUGUGAAAAUUUACCAUUUUUUUAUUGGAUGUUGUCUACCAAAGUGCAUAUUAAAAUUGAUACAUGUUUAUUGAACUCAGAAAAGAAAAAUAUAUCGACGACUACUGAUUUACAGAGUUUAGUAGACACUUUAACAAGGGAUAUUUGUAACGAUAAAACCUGGAUCACAUGGACCGUUGGAACUGUUUGUGUAGUGUUUGGAGGUCUAUCUAGUAUUAUAACUGCAUUAGUGGUUUAUAGAUAUCGUUGGAAACUAAGAUACAUAUAUUACAGACGAAAUAGAAGAUUUAAGCACGAGGGAUUCGAACGUCUUUUUGAGAACGACGCGUUCGUGUCUUAUGCAAAGAGCAAUGCGAGUUUUAUUAAACGCUACAUGGUUCCUUCUCUCGAGGAGGAGCGCGGUCUUCGCCUUUGGGUGGCAGACAGGAAUUCAAUGCCCGGUACAUCUAUAGCCGAAAAUAUCAGUCGGAAGGCUGUUCUACUCAUGGACAAGGCAUACCUCAAUGAUAGUUGGUGUAACUAUGAAAUGAACAUGGCACAUGUUGAAUCAACCGAAACAAAGAGAAAAAUGAUCAUCAUUGUGUUAAUGGAAGACAUUCCAUCAAAUAAAUUGCCUAUUUGUAUAAUGAGAUUUCUACAAAGUGAACGGUCCCUUGAAUACCCAAAAAAUGAUCAAGACUUUGACACAUUUUGGACUGAUCUUACUGAACAGAUUAUGAAUUGAAUCAUAAUUGUUGCAUACAUAUGCAUGUAUUACACAGUUAAAGCGACUCCGCUGAGAUUUUUUAUAUGACGGGAGUGGAAAUAUGGACCAUUUGAUGUAGAUCUGUACCAAUAACUUUGUGAAAUAUUUCAGAACAUUCGCUCAGUGGUUUGGGUUUUUUUGUAGUUGAAUCAAGAAUUAAGCCUCGCCGUAUUUCAUGCCAUAAGAAGACGACAGUUGAGUGGGUCAAUACCUUUUGUGUUUCGGGUAUUGGCGACAUAUGUUUUCUAUAUACAUUGUUUUGUGUUGUAAUUAUGUAUAUACUUUUCUUUUAUUCAUGUAUGUUUUUUCGCUGUAUAUCGAUCUGACGAAGAGGAAUUGUCAGUCGUUAUUGUUAACAAAGAAGCUUUUUGUCUCAAGACUAUUAAUGUUCAAUGGCUUGGAGCACUUCGCAGACCUACUCAGGUGGCUUCACGCAAAGUUGGUCCUGGGAUUCGAGUAAUGGACUGAACUAUGAAAGACCUAACCUGCCAAUACGCUCCAUGUAUCUGUCUACUGAAUACAAUGUUCGAAUUCUUUAAGCCAACUUGCUAAUGCCUUUUGUAGUAUUAAAUGGUUUCAUUAUUCAGUAGGUUUAACUUCACCGACAGUCUCCGAUCUUAUUAAAAUGUUUUAGAAUUAUGUAUGAUAUUUUGAGUACACUUGUUAUUAACAAUGAACCUAUAUUAUCAGUCUUUUGGUUCUUUAUCUGAAAAUUUGAUGUUAAAAAACAUUAAAUUAUGCGUGCCUU